This is a messenger RNA of Xyrichtys novacula (pearly razorfish), 8493 nucleotides long. NCBI's taxonomy places the organism in Eukaryota, Metazoa, Chordata, Actinopteri, Labriformes, Labridae. The record is from the annotation of a GenBank genome assembly.
ACUAAACAUGUUUUGGACGGUACAAGAAACAUCCGGGUCUCUCAGGUUCCUGCUUGGCGACCCGUCGCCAUUAGUGCAAGCGCUUUGAAACGGACUUAUAUUUUGACCAAAAACCUCGACAUUGGCACGUUUUCCAGUUUUUGGAAAACACUUGCCGCCUUGUUAAGGGCAAUUUGUUCUCCCCGACGAGUUUAAACCUUAAAUUCGUGGGGUCUUGGCCCCGCGUGGCGAGUUUUCGUCCUCUCUUCUAACAGCUUCCAUAACUUGAGACGCCGAAAUCGUGUCUCUAUUUUUUCUCGGUUUGUUUUGUUGUCAAGAUGUCGCCGUGAUGGGGUCUCCGCGUUUGACAGAAAUGAAUCAGGGCCUUCGUCGCCUUACCCGCACUCACUGCAGCCCGCUUUCCUAUUCAGUUUUUCAGUUUGAUGCUAGAGAGCUCGGCGGCUCUCUGCCCGGAGCUCGGCCUCACUUCUGCUCACCGCACGGAGACAAACAUGGAGAAAAACCCCAACAGCAACACCAGCACCAAGGUUCCGCCCCGUUCAAGCUCUACAGGCCCUACACCGGGCGAAUCUAAACCCAAAACAGGUGAAUUCAUUUACUUAAUAACAUUAAUAUCGCUUAAAGUUAUAAAGCUGUUCCCCUGGUUAAACGCCUCUCUAAGCCCUGAUAAGGCCUGUUUGGGCCUAGCAGUAGCGCAGCGUUGUUUAUCUGAUAGGGCUGACGUCGCUGACAAAAUAUCUGACCCUCUGAACUGUCAGUCCUGCAGCUGAUGGUCGCUGCACGCUGCACUAUAUUUGUAUGUCUAAUAAUACCAGAACUGUACAUUAAUAUGCAUAGACACUGACAACGUUUAACAGCCAUUUUAACAGACACUUGACAGUUACAGGAGUAUAAUAACAACGAUUAAGAGGGUGUGCAGGAAGAACUUAUGUCAGUUAUUUGUAAUGAAUGUGUAUUAUUUACCAGCCAUAGUGAUAUUCCAAUCCAAUCUAAUCCAUGUUUAUUAAAAAGCACAUUUUAAAACAACAAAACAUGACCAAAGUGCUGUACAGUGAAAAUUAAAAAACAAUAAUAAACAGACAAUUUACACGAACAAUAAAACAAAAACAGGGGGACAUAGAUGGUUCAGUAACAAUAUAAUAAUAAUAAUAAUAAUGCAUUUUAUUUGUAUAGCGCUUUUACAGGAACUCAAAGACACUUUACAAAAACAUAACAAAAAUACAAUGAGGCAAAGAUUAAUAGUAACAAGCUAAAAAUAAGGUAAAAUAUAAUAAAAAGAGCACAAGUGGGAAGGGCAGAUGUGAAAGGUGGGAUUAUGAUGAGUCAGGGGGGUCAGGUAAUAAAAGCGAGUGUGAAAAGGUGGGUUUUGAGGGCGGAUUUGAAGCUGUAUAGGUCCGGGCAUUCACGGAUGUGUUUAGGGAGGGGGUUCCAGAGGGUGGGGGUGGAGACGCUGAAGGCCAAGUUCUCAGGAGUAAAAGUGUGUUUUCAAGUUUGAUUCAAAAACAGGCUGUGAGGGGGACAGUUAGACAUGAAGAGGGAGAGCAUUUCAGAGCUGAGGCGCAGCAAUAGGAAAAGCACGGUCACCUCUGAACUUUAAUCUUGACCUAGGGACAGUCAGAUGGCGCCGGACAGAGGAUCCGAGAGUCUGAGAUGAAAUAUAGGGUUUUAAAAGGUCAGAGAGAUGAAAAGGAGCAAGCCCGUUUAAAAGAUUUAUAAGUUAAUAACAAAAUUUUAAACUCAAUCCUAAAACGCACAGGAAGCCAGUGAAGAGAGGCUAUAGGGGGAAAUUGUGGUCAUAAUUACAGCGACCAGAUAAAACACAAGUUGCGGUAUUUUGAACGAGCUGUAAACGAUUAAGAGAGGUUUGGCUGGUACCAUAAUUAAGUUUAUUGCAAUAAUCAAGACGAUAUUAUUUAACAUUUUGUUUACAGGCGCAAAAUGACACUUCAGACUUCAGAUGACUGUUCUUGAUUCUGUCAUAAAACAGAAAUCAGACAACAGCAUGUGGUCGUGAUUUAAUUUUGUGUAUUUGUGUGAAUAUUUUGUGUUUCAGAGAGUAAAAACAAUGGAGGCUCCAAGCGCUACAACCGCAAGCGUGAGCCAUCCUUUCCCAAAACCGAUAGUUUCCCAGGUACUCGCCGCCCCAAUCCACAGAAAAGCAAGAAUUUUGACAAGAGACCCCCCCAGAGAGGUGGAGGACGGCAGUUCGGUGUUGCAGGUGGAGGACGACGUGAGGAGGUUGGUGUUAUCUUUUUAUUCAAGACUCUGACUGUCGCUUUUAGGAAGUACCUAACAGAUGGUUGUCUACCUCUCCACUUUUAGGUAGCAGAGACACGCCGGGCCGAGUUUAGCCCGGCUCAGUUUGCUGGACCGAAGAAAAUAAGCUUAAACCACCUUCUGAACUUCACCUUUGAACCACGUGGAGGAAAUGGUGGCGUCGGAGACGGCGGCCAUGCCUGUUGGGGCCGCCGAAAUAAAUGGGGCCACAAGCACAAGCCCUUCAACAAGGAGCUUUUUCUGCAGGCCAAGUAAGCAGCCUCUCUGUACGUCACAUGAUGUGAAGUGGAAAGCACAAAUGCGUGGGAGCUGACUAAGUUUGUGUGUUUCAGCUGCCAGUUUGUGGUGACUGAUGAUCAGGACUACAAGGCUCACUUCACUGAUCCGGACACUCUGGUGAACUGGGACUGUGUGCAACAAGUGGUGAGUGUUUAUCCUUUGUUGAAAUGUGAGAAAUGAGUGCCACACUGACUACUUUUGUAUUUAUGGACACUCUCUUUGUGUACUCCUCCAGCGCAUCUACAGUCAUGAGGUGCCAUCUUGUCCAAUCUGCCUCUACCCUCCUGUGACAGCCCGCAUCACCCGGUGUGGACACAUCUUCUGCUGGCCGUGCAUGCUGCACUACCUCUCUCUGAGCGACAAGAGCUGGUCCAAGUGCCCCAUCUGCUACGAGGCCGUUCAAACUGCUGACCUGAAGAGGUAAGUGGGAAUCAAAAAAGCUUGAAUAAAACAAAUACUCUCUGCACACACGAGUUCACACCUUCACACACCUCAAAAGCGUCACUGCGAGACAUUUAAACACUUCUUGAAUGGUCGGGUUUCUUGACAGUUUUCCUUUAUAUUUUGUGCAGCGUUGUUGCUAUGGAGACCAGGCAGUAUGUGGUCGGUGAUGUUAUCACCAUGCGUCUGAUGCGGAGGGAGAAAGGGGCUCUGGUGGCCAUGCCCAGCUCUCAGUGGGUGAAGGUGGCAGAGCCUGUUCGCUUUGGAGGUGAAGGACUGAAGAAUUUUUCUCUUGUUCUCUUUAUUUGUUGGAUCCAAUUCUUCUCUUAAUUGUCGUCUCCUGUCAACAACAAAACCAUCUUAUUUUUAGUUUUACAAGCACAUCAAUAUAAACUAGAAGCUAACUCUGUCAUUGUGUUGCAGAUGCGAGUCUCAGCCAGUACUCCAAGCUGCUGCUGGCCUCCCCUGCACAGGUCCUGAGCCUCGUGAUGGAGGAGAAAGCAGUCCUGCAGGCCAAACUCAGCCUAGAGGAGGACACCCAAGGGUGCUUCAUCCAGAGCGCUCUUUGUCUUCUGCAAGUGAGUGAAUUUACACACAUAUCAGCUUUAUGAAUAGAGUAAUAGACGGUGAACCUUAGAGGACAAGUCUAUAUGUCAUCUUGCAAUUUCACAAAUAAAUGUUGCUCAGGACAGAAGCGUGUGCUAAAUAAAUGGUAACAUUAUGAGAUGAAUGCUUUAAACUGCAGCGUAAACUUCACAUUUUUCAUCUUAUGUCUCAAACAUUUCAAACUUUCUGUGUCGUUUAGGAGCAAGAGGAACUGCUGCUGAAGGAGCAGAAGGUGAAUGUGGGUGACGGCCUGGACAUGUCCUGUCUGACCCUGGAGGAGACGACUCCUCCUGAGGAGGAAGUGGUCACUCACACCAGCAGCUCUAAGGUCAGUCUCAGAAACAUCUUUACAUCUUUCCUGGUUUGAGAUUUUUGUAUUUGCUGAUGAUGGGAUUAAAUCCUUUGAGUGUCAUGCUCUGCCUCAGUGUUAAACUUUAUAUGGUACUGUGGUUAUGUUUGUGAUCACUAAGAUUCGUCUGUUCCUUUUUCUAGCCUGUGCUGCAAUACUCCUCUGCGUUCGAUGAUGAAGUGGAGGAGGUUGCAGAGGUUGAGGAGGUCCCAGAGGCCCCUGAGGCUGCCACUGUAGAGCUGCCAGGCCCCCCUGAAGACAUUUUGGAGUGUGUCCUGGAGGAGCCUCCAGAGGCUGUGAUGGAUGAAGCUCCAGAACCAGAGCCUGAUGAAGAGAGUCCUCCUAACCAGGCAGAGGGCCGUCCCUCAACCAGUGCAGUGCACGGACCUUACUACUACUUCUACCAAGGUUUGUUACUCCCCACUCUUACAGCCUAACCUUUGAGUUUUCAACGACAGAAUCACACAGUUUAAACUCAUGUGGAGCUGACAGUGAUGCACACAAAGCUGAACAUUAAACAAAUAACCUCAGAGGAGCUCUUAAUUAGUAAAGAUUAUUUUUUCAUGGUCCUGCCUUGGGAAGGUAAAACCCAAAACAAACAGAUGAAUCAAAGCAAAAAUAAACGUGGGAGUUAUAACUUUUAUCAGAGAAACGAGGAACAGCGCAGACAGACUGUUUGUCUUGACCGUUCUCUUAGCUGUCUUCAGAGUAAGAAUCAAACUUUCUUACUUUACAUCUUAACCUUUCUUUCUGUAUUUCUCUCACCAGCUGACGACUGCCAGCAGAUGUUCCUGCACCCUGUGAAUGUACGCUGUUUGUUACGGGAAUACGGCAGCUUGGAGGCCAGUCCUGACUCCAUCACUGCCAAAGUGGUGGAGAUCGUGGGACACACAGUCACUGAGGUCAGCGAACAAAAGAGUCAAAUGUCUGAACUGGUCAGAAAACUAAUCAUAACUCGUCUAGUUUCAGACAGCUUACACUUUGAUUAUUUUUGUGCAUUAACUUCCUGCAGGACAUCCGUCGUCGACAUCGCUACCUAGCUCACCUUCCGCUCACAUGUGAGUUCAGCAUCUGUGAGUUGGCUCUUCAGCCUCCGAUCCUGUCCAAAGAAACUCUCGACACCUUUGCAGGUUGGAAUCUUUUUAUUUUCAUACUUUUAACAUGUUAAUUUAAAGUUGAAGGACAGAGACUUCAGGUCCAAUUCUCAUUCCUUUACAGAUGAUUUGGAGAAGAGGAAGCGCCUGAGGCAGAAAAAAGUGAGGGAUGAGAAGCGCCGAGAAAGACGGAUUGAAAUCGAGGAGAACAAGAAGCAGGGUAAAUGUAAGUACUGCUGGAUGGGGAAGAUAAAGAUGAAGACAAAUAUAACAAACAGAUGUGUAACUUUAUUCAUUUGUAUCCGUACACAGAUCCAGAGGUGCAUAUCGGGUUGGAGAACCUUCACCAUUUUCCAGCAUUUGGGUCUCCGCCGUUUUACAGCAGCCCCCCAGUUCAGCCUGAUUUCACGUUCAACCCGCCCUCUCCCCUCAGCAGCAGCCCUUCUGCAGGUGAGAACAACUUCUUCUUUCUCUGCAGGUUUUCUGUUCGGUGCUGUCACCUCAAUCUUCGACACCUAAAUGCUGUUAGCUGAGUCUCAUUUUGUUUGUUUCUUAGAUGGAAUGAAAUUCCCGGGUCCGAACGGACAAAGCUCUUCACCCAUCGUGGGUAGUGUGGAGGACGACUCCCACUGUAUGUCUUUUGCACAGGUGAGUACGGCGAACACAAAAGGAAGUCCAGUAUAAUAAUAAUCCUAAGUCUGAAUUGUUAACCUGGUUUACGUGACGUGAUGCUACUGUUUUUGUGUUCUGUGCAGAUGUUAAGAGACGGGAAAGCCAGAGUUGAUGCUGGGCCCAGGAUCACCCCAAAGAAAGGUAGAACAAGAUGACACAAAAGCAGUAUGUCAACAUUUGAACAGCUGAAAGCUCUUUGGCUGUAUUGAUUCAGAAACUGGUUGUGCUUGCAGGAAAAUGUGAACAGCUAAUUCACAUUUUGUUCCAACGUCGCCGCCCUUCAGAAUUGAACAUUUUUUUCCAUCCAUCUCACUCUGCAGGUGUUGGAUAGAGGAUGUUGUUUUGGUUUUUUAGAUUGUAGUCCCUACCUGAUUAAAAUGAAUUCACACCAAAAAGGGUUAAAUGCACGAUUGCUGAGCUGCAGACACUGUCAGUCUACUUUGUUAUCAGAUCUAAGAAAAAUAACCCAAACUAUUCAGAACAGAUGACCAGGGAGCGUGUAAUAGUUCAUCACUGACAUAUUCUCCAUGUGGAGGUCGCUGAGUGGUCGUCGGUUAAUGGCUUUAACUGAAUCUUGGACUGAUUGACCUCAUUUGUUUUAGAGUUGGAGUCUGCUUGUUGUGAUUAAUAUUUUUUUGACUAAAGUAAAUAGAGGACUGUCUCUCUGUAUCAGGUCCUUGUUUCGUUCUCACACAGUGUUUAAACCAUUAGAUGGUUAGUCAUCUCCAUAUUUAAAGAUUGCUUUGACCUUUUGUACGCUGUGUUUGUACAGCAUGUUAUGAAGUUUGUGAGGGUAAAACUGUUGUGCAUUAUUGUGUAUUUCCUGUAAAACCUGUUUUUGUUGCUGCCAAGCAGUGCUGUCCCUGGAGGCUUUUUUGACGUCAGUGUCGUGUCUUGUGCCUCGUAGAUAAGCUGUUAGCUCCUCCAGCAGCGGACAGCGAUGGAGAAAGCGACGGGUCGGACCGCGUCCCUGUGCCCAGCUUCCAAAACUCCUUCAGUCAGGCUUUUGAGAAGGCACUUCUGCAGCUGGACAGUGGUCCAGCUACUCCUCCACAACCUGUGGUUGAACCAGGUCUGGUACUUUAAGAUCAAAUAUAUUUAUUCUAACGCUGAAGUUUCCAGUCUGAGACUCGUACUCACUCUCGAUGUCUUCUUUUUCAGAUGAGAAAGGAGGAAAGAAGAAAAAGAAAAAGCAGAAACUUCUGUUCAGCACAUCCAUGGUUCACACCAAGUAGACAACACUGAAGUUCAUUUCAUCCACCUGUUUCUUUGGUCGAUCUUCCUUCUCUUGUUUUUGCUUCCAUGCAGAUUAUUUUCCAGAACCAACCGAUGGAAACAGUCUGCAGAAAGUAGCCAAAGUUCAUGCUACUUGUUAUUGUUCCUCUGCGUGUGUGAUCCUCAGUCGGUCAUCACACCGUCAGUUUGAUUUGCAUUUAUUUACGGCUAGGUCAGCGCUUUGCCACAAACUCAUACCGAAAGCUUCAUGUGGAACAUUUUGUUCAGAUGCUAAACAAAAUCAGGAUUACUGCACCAGCAGGCUCUAACAUAUGCUUUGUGCUUUUAUGAUAGAUACUUGACCUGCAUUAAAGGGGUUGCCCACUUUCCUGUAUUUAACUCUAGAAGCUGCAUCCAGGACCCUUGAGUAAUGUGGAUUAGAUAAUUGUAAGGUGCUUUGUUAUAAAAUAGCAGUCAGCCAGCUGCAGAUACAAGCUCCUUAUAGUCUUUCCAGGAUACUCAGUACAAAAAUUCAAUCUGGACCUGAAGUGUAGAGCAGAUUAAACUGAUCAAAAUGUAGAUUUCUUGUAGUUUUUUCCGAGGUUAGUGUCAGCCUUUUAAUCAGGAUAAACUUUGGGGGGUGGUGCUGCUUUGACCUAACUCCCCUAGUAUUUUGUAACAACACAAAAACAGAAUGUUCUUAUAUCAAAGUGAGGAAGUAAAAACAGUAUUAAGAGAUUAGGUUUGUUGGUUCAACAGAGAUCCAGUAUAUUCUACCUGGUUUAACUAUAAAUACGCACUUUCUUAUUCAUUCAUUCAUUUUCUCCUCUGUGUCACCUUCUGUUGUAGAAUAUUUACUAACCUAUUACACCUCCCAGUUUAAUGUCAGUGUUGGAAAAAGUGUGAGGCUGAACAUAACUGCUGACGUUUAGAAGAUGCCGGUGAGACCUGACGAGAAAAGUGGAUAAAAAUGUUAUUUUGUUGGCGGGUUCUUUAAUUCACUUUUAAUUUUGAGCAAGUUUAGACUGGUGAGUACAACUAGUCUGUUGAAUGAAUAAACAAUUAUGCACAAUCAAAAUACUGCCUGUUUGGUUCUUGAUUUAACGAAUGCCAAGGACAAUAAAGGAUCAUGGGUUGGUAAGGUCAAACUCAAGAACUCGCUAUCCAAUUAAGACAUUGGCCACCAUCUGUCUGGUGCAGUUAACACUUUUCACCACAUGAGGGCAGCUCUGACUAAUGGUACACAUCAUUUAUGAAGUUAGGACUAAUUCUGUAGGUCGAACACCUCUUUAAUACAAGGAAAGGACUAAGUUUCUUGAGGAUAUUUAAGAGGAUAUCGGAAUGAUUAAAUCUACAGAUUUUUCCGUUCCUGUUGAAGUUGUUUUCUAAAUCAAGAUCAAGAGUGGCCAAAGGUUUUCGUUUCAACUUUCAGGUGGGGCUAAAUAUGUUUUUAGCCCAAUAAUAAACCAAUUAACCCCUCAUGGCCUGGGUGGGAUAAUCCCUUGGUCUGUAGUAAGAAAUUGAAGAUGCAUAAAGUUAAAUAAAUUGAGUUGAACAUCA